Messenger RNA from Soboliphyme baturini, 261 nucleotides. Lineage: Eukaryota; Metazoa; Nematoda; Enoplea; Dioctophymatida; Soboliphymatidae. The record is from the annotation of a GenBank genome assembly.
AUGGCUGGGCAACCGUUAGUGUGUUCAAGUGAGCAGCAGCCAGGGCAGGUGUUGGAUGAAUGUCCAACAUGCCUCAGAAGCAGCAAAAAAUUGCCGAAGAACUUCUGCCCCAGAGACAUAGGCUAUCAAGUCGCUCACGACGAAAUUUUUCUUAAAUUGAUCAUUUCUGAGCAGGUAGCUUUCAGCGCAAUACCCAUCGAAGUGGAGAAAUCACAAGAUAUUUAUUUCCUGACAUCGGCAGCAGCCAUUCUGGAAGUGUAA